Messenger RNA from Leptosia nina, 309 nucleotides. The record is from the annotation of a GenBank genome assembly. NCBI's taxonomy places the organism in Eukaryota, Metazoa, Arthropoda, Insecta, Lepidoptera, Pieridae.
AUGAAGAUCUUAUUGAAUUGGAGGCAAAAAGUAAAAAGUUACAAAAAGGAAGCACUCGAGUCACAAGAAACAGCUUCUUCUAUUAGUGACUCUGAAAAAGAACUUACACUAAAAAAACUUUCCAUAGCCUUUGCGAAUUUGAAGAAUGCCAUGAAAAUUUUUGAAGAAAAUGAUCCUAAUUUUGAGAGAAGUUUUAACGUUAAUAACAAAAUUUGUGCAGCCUAUCACUGUUACCAAGAUCUGUAUGAUAGCAAGAAGAAAGAAGCCAAGCAAUCUAGAAUUGAUAGUUUCUUUAGGCCAAAAGUUUAA